Molecule: messenger RNA, 11419 nt
Organism: Rana temporaria (common frog)
Lineage: Eukaryota; Metazoa; Chordata; Amphibia; Anura; Ranidae
Gene: WNK3
Product: WNK lysine deficient protein kinase 3
Exons: 23
Coding region: 296-8272 (2658 amino acids)
Biological process (GO): negative regulation of sodium ion transport; monoatomic ion homeostasis; intracellular signal transduction
Cellular component (GO): cytoplasm; cytosol
Molecular function (GO): protein serine/threonine kinase activity; potassium channel inhibitor activity; ATP binding
Source: RefSeq, a predicted model, not a curated record
UUGUGAUCGGGGACGCGCGUGAGAGAGGUGCGCGCUCCCCCCAUUCGCCCCCGCGUGCGCGCUCCUGUCGGUCGGUGUGAGGUGAGAGGCGGCGGCUGUAUAAGAAUCGGCGCCCCCCUCUCCGCACCGUACACACCCCCUUCCUAUACCGAGAGGAAUCCCGGAUCAUCCCCUCCCCCCCCCCUACAACUACCAGGAGAGGGGGGCGGCCGGGGACCCCCGACACCAAGCCGAAUUUAUAAAGAAUUGUCUCCUCUACAAUCGUGUGCACAUUUGAACCGCGAAGCUGAGGAAAAUGGCUACAGACUCGGCAGAGCCAGCUACCGACGAAUCUGAUAAACCAGCUGGAUUUUCUGCAGAGAAGAACUUGGCCCCUCAGGACUCUUCCUUGGCCAGACAGGCAAGCGUGGAGAGCGCAGACAUGCCCAGUUCCGCUUCAGGCACUAGCGAGAGAAAAAGAUUCUUUAGGAAGAGCGUGGACAUUACCGAGGACGAUAGGAUGUUGGAGCAGCCCCUCAAAGAGGAGGAGAAGGUCCCUUCCGUCGUUGGCCAGCAGCAGUUGGUGGAUGGUCAUGUAUCGAACGCUACGGACUUGGUGCAAGAAGGCAAGAGCGAAUCCAAAAUGGCGUCGGAGGCCAGUAAAGACCCCCCCAGAGAAAAGACUGAAAAAGAAAUGGAGGAGGAGGCCGAGAUGAAAGCGGUGGCAACGUCGCCCAGCGGACGCUUUUUGAAAUUUGACAUCGAGUUAGGCCGAGGGGCCUUCAAAACGGUUUUCAAGGGCCUGGACACGGAGACCUGGGUCGAAGUCGCGUGGUGCGAGCUGCAGGAUCGAAAACUAACCAAAGCAGAGCAGCAACGAUUUAAAGAAGAGGCAGAGAUGUUAAAGGGGCUUCAGCAUCCCAACAUUGUGCGGUUCUAUGAUUCCUGGGAGUCCACAUUGAAGGGAAAGAAAUGCAUAGUCCUGGUGACGGAACUCAUGACGUCUGGCACUUUAAAAACUUACUUGAAACGUUUCAAGGUAAUGAAGCCCAAAGUAUUAAGAAGUUGGUGUAGACAAAUUUUGAAAGGGCUUCAGUUCCUCCACACUCGGACUCCACCGAUUAUCCAUCGUGAUCUAAAAUGUGACAACAUCUUUAUUACCGGGCCCACUGGCUCCGUGAAGAUCGGAGACCUCGGUCUGGCCACUUUGAUGCGGACGUCUUUCGCAAAGAGCGUGAUUGGAACGCCAGAAUUCAUGGCCCCAGAAAUGUAUGAGGAGCAUUACGACGAGUCUGUGGAUGUCUAUGCAUUUGGCAUGUGCAUGCUGGAAAUGGCUACCUCAGAAUACCCAUACUCUGAAUGCCAGAAUGCCGCUCAGAUCUACCGCAAAGUAACCAGCGGUAUUAAACCUGCCAGUUUUAACAAAGUGACGGAUCCGGAGGUAAAGGAAAUUAUAGAGAGCUGUAUUCGGCAGAAUAAGACGGAAAGGUUGUCUAUCAAGGAACUCUUAAACCAUGCCUUUUUUGCUGAAGACACCGGGCUGCGGGUAGAACUGGCAGAGGAAGAUGACGGCAUAAACGCCUCUUUAGCUUUGAGACUCUGGGUGGAAGAUCCCAAAAAACUCAAAGGGAAACAUAAAGACAAUGAAGCGAUAGAGUUCAGCUUUAACUUGGAUCUCGACAAUCCAGAAGAAGUGGCUUUUGAAAUGGUAAAAUCUGGAUUUUUCAAUGAAAGUGACAGUAAAGCUGUGGCCAAAUCCAUACGGGAUCGAGUAUGCUUAUUAAAGAAGACAAGGGAAAGGAAGUUGCUAACGGGACAGUUAGAAGAACGCCGAGAUUCACAGAGCAGGUCUUCUGGGGCCCCCUCUCUCCAGUCCGGCACCUCCGUUACUGCCAGCUUUACACAGCCAGGCAUUAAUGAAAGUGAAGAGACGGAGGUGGAUCAACAUGUACGCCAGCAACUGCAGCAACAGCAGUGUCAGCAGUGCUCCUCAGUCACAGCUGAUAGCAUGUCUGAUGCAGGAACAAGUUCCGUUACCCUGUCCGAUACUUCCAGUCAGCACAGUGCCAUCUAUGCGGCUUCCCAUGAUGUGAUAAGCACACAGCAAGUCCCUGGUAUGCCACAAACAGAAAGCAGCCAUAUGGGGCAGUUCUAUCCACCACAACAAGUCAUGGGACACUAUCAGCAGACACAGUCGAUACCCUUGGCACAGAUGUUACCGAUGCAGUGCUUGGCUCAACCAAAUUCUCCAUACCAACAAGUAACAAUGGUGGAAGGACAACUUACUGCACAGUCAAUGGAUGCACAGUUGUCAUUUUCGGCAGAAGGGAAAACUCUUCCACAUCCAAACGCAGUUGACGCUUCAGCGAUGCCGGUGCUCCAGCCUCCAUAUUCUGCGCUGUCCCCUCAAAUAAUAUCUGGACAGAUGGCAACUCAGCAGACAAGGGUUGACAAUUGUGGCCUAGCAGGGGUACAAGUGCUUUCUGCCCCCCCUGGUGAUAAUCAAGUUCCAACACUAAUGUACGGCGUACAGAAUGUGAUGGGAGUCCAGACUAAUGCUCAGAUGUCUACUCUACAGCAACUGCCUCUACAAGAUUCUAUGAAGUUCCCGACAAAUGUACAGCACGGGCAGAAUUAUCACAUGCAUGCAUACCUGGAGCAGAAUCCAAUGCCUCAGCCUUCUUACCAGUCUCCACCUGCACAGCAGCAAAUUGUAUUACAGCCAGCAGUGGCUGAACAGUCGCCUCAGAUGAUAUACCCAGCUGCUGUUACGCAGGAAGCCAUUACACAGCAAGUACGCAUGGAGCAGCAGUAUGAGAUGGAGCAUUUGUCAUUCAAUGCUCAGACGUCGGCGGUCCCUGAAACAGCAGGGCAGAUGCAGCAAACACUGACUGUGCAUGAACAGCUUCCUUACAUCCAGCCCCCUGUGCCACAGGUUCCUGUCCAGCGGUCUUCUGAACUGGAGAAGUCAGCCUGUCCCUCACAGAUGGUUAAUGCCUCCAUUUUAGAGCAGCCAGUUUUAUCUCGGCCUUUAGCGGUUUCUUCAGAGCAAAUGCUUUCCCAGCCUAAUGUAAUGCAGAAUCCUGCAGAACCUCUUUAUAUACAAAUCCCUCCUAUGGAUCCAUAUAGACAGCAGCCCUUAGCUCCUGACCAUGCUCUGUGCAUGCAGACGGCUAUUGCUUCUUCUGCUGUGCUACCUGAACAGCUAAUGUACAGUCAGCAAAUCCUGCAGCCUUCUGACCAGCCGUGUUAUCUGCAGCAAACGAUACCCAUUUCUGAACAGCUGAAGAACACCCAACAGGAUAGAGUAGAUCAUAUUAUGUACCCUAGGCAAGCCACUCUGCCAGCUGAGCAACCAGUUUACCCACAGCACUCUUUAUUGGCUGAAAAGCCUGGGUAUCCACCACAAGCUGCAUCAGCUGAACUGCAUGCAUAUGUUCAGCAAACAAUGCCAGUUGAAAAACAAUUUGUACAGCCAGCUGAGCAGGCCAUAUGCCCACAGCUGACAAAACAUUCAUCUGAGCAGCCUAUUUAUGCCCAGCAACCUGUACCGUCAUCUGAAAAGAUAGGGUAUGGUCAGCAAGCUAUGCCAUCUGCUGAAGUUUUGCAGCAUGCUAAACCUGCAGCGCCCUGUGAGCAAGCAAAGUAUAUCCAGCAGGUUGUUCCUCCAGCUAACCAGAUGGGAUAUGCUCAGCCGAUGCCACAGUCAGUUGAACAGUUGGUGUUUUCACAGCAGGGUAUACCACAAGUAGAUAAAGCAUUGUAUGCCCAGCACAGUGUGCCUCCAUCUGAGCUGCAGCCAGUGUGUUCACAGCAAGUCCUCACCGUUUCUGAACAGCAGCAAGGGAUGCAACUACCUGAGCACCAAGCUAUGCCGGUGUGUGGGCAGGCACCAGUAUACGGUCAACAAGUCCUUCCACCGCCUGAACUGCAGCCUGUGUACACCCAGCAUGGAGUCUCCCAACCUGAGCAGGCAGCUGUCUUCUCCCAACAUGGAGUGCUGCAGCAUGAACAGCAGCCAGUCUAUGUCCAAUCUUCUGUGCUGCCACAUGAACAGCCCGUUUAUACUGUAACUGCAGUACCUCUGCCAGAGCAGCCCAUGCAUCCUCAGCAUAGAAAGCCACCACCAGAGAAUUUGGUGUAUAGCCAGCAUGUCCCGCAACAGACUGACCAACAGAUCUUAUAUGCCCAACAAAUGUAUGCACAGCAUGGAGUGAUAGGAUCUGAAAAGCCUGUUUUUACGCAACAUGCGGUAACACAGAUGGACCAGCCUGUAUAUGCUCAGCAUGCUGUGCCGCCAAUGGAGCAGCAGCAGCCUAUGUAUUCACAGCAGAUUGUCCCGCCGCUGGAGCAACCUAUGUAUGUCCAACAUUCUGUGCCAUCAUCUGAGCAGAGUGUCUUUAUAGCGCAUGCUGUACAACCAAGUGACCAGUUAGGAUAUCAGCAACACGUACAGAAAACCGAUCAACCCAUUGGCGUAUUACAGGGCCAACCAAUAAAUAUACAAAAUGCCCCUAAUGAUCAAUUUCUAUAUGCCCGCGAAGCAGCUUUACCCAGUGAGCAGAAAUACAACCAACAGGCUGUAGCACCACCUGUCCAGCCAACUCAUGUGCCCCAAACUCAGCUAGUUUGUAACCAACAAGUACCUCCUACAGCUGAACAGCAGGCCUAUACCCAGUCAGCAACUCAUCACAUGCAAGCCAACACACAUUUGAUGGCUGCAACUGAUCAGAUUCCUCUUUCCCAGCAUGGAGUACCUUUGGCUGAACAGCAAGCACAUCUACAAAGAACAUUAUCUCCACAGCCAAUGUUUGUUCCUCAACCAGCCUCUCUGGCUGAACAUGUAUACAUCCAACAGGCUGCUCCUUCUGUCGAUCAACAGCUGUAUGCACGUCAAGCAGCUCUCCAGUCAAAUCAAUCGCUUUACAUGUCCCAGCCAAUGACAGCCACACAUCAGCCAUUGUAUGCCCCAGUGCAGCAUGUUCCUGCUGCGGAACACCCAGUCAUGUACAGCCAUGGAGUUCCUGCAUCUGUUCAUGGUCAUUUGCCUCCUUCAGAUAGACUUGCAUAUGUUCACAACGCAAUACCCUCCUCGGAGCAGUUGGCUUAUGGACUUAAUCCUAUAUCGUCUGCAGAGAAAACAAAUUAUGCCCAGGCCAGUGAUCAGGCAGCCAAUCUGCACUUACAGAAAACAAUGACACCACCACAAGAGCACAGGGCAGACCUUCAAGCUGAGAGCCAUGUACAUCAUGCUCAACAGUCUGUUCAGUCUUUGGAUCAACAAACCAUGUUGAGGCAGCCAGAGACAGAACAAAAUGCUCAGACAGAUCCCAGUCAAGUAUCUCUUUCUUCUUCUUUAGGAUCACAGCACUCUAAUCAGGUUUUUGUGCCUCCCGUAGGGCCGACUCAGCAUUUUCCUGUUGCAGCUCCUCAUGUGCAACCAUUAACUUGUGUUCCUCCUUCUGAGCAUGGUCAGACAAGUCAGCUCUUAACUCUUCAACAGCCACACAAUGACCUUCAAAGUGGCCUGCAUGUCAAUGCACCCCUUGCUACUCAAGAAUCACUCAUUCAAGCCACCUAUAAUCAGCACCCCCCUGUACAAGCAUGUGAACCACAAGCGCCAGAAGGGUUGGAUUAUAUGGCCAUGUCUCAUAGUCAGGCUGUGACAGCUCAGAUGUCAUUUCAGAGUCAAGUGCCCCCUGUGUCAUUAGAGCAGCCGGCAACGGGGCCAGUGUUACAGCCCCAAACAAGUCUUCAUGUGGACAUCAAUGACUCGCCUCAGUCAGUUGGUUAUCCUAAACCUGUAGGCUCCGCUCCAAUUGGGUUGACGACAGAGGCACCUCUCCUUAAUGCUCACCAAGUUCUUACCCCCGCUUUGCAGGCCCAAGGCCAACUGCUGCAGACCGUUCCAGAGUCACAAACAGUACAAGGGAUGGAACAGUCAGGUGUUCAGAGAUUGGAAACCAUUAAUAGUGGCUAUGUUGAUGUCGGCAGUGUUGAUUCCCCGGUGGGAAAUGGCAAGCAUGAAAAGCUGAAGCAACGCAGGACUUCCUGCCCUCGCCCUGAUAAGAUGAAUCGGUUUAACUUGUGUUUCUUAGGGGUUUCUAAAUUUGGAGAUAAUAUGGUGGAAUGCCAGUUAGAGACUCAUAACAACAAGAUGGUCACUUUUAAGUUUGAUGCCGAUGGGGAUGCUCCAGAGGACAUUGCUCUUUACAUGGUUGAAGAUGACUUUGUGCUAGAACCAGAAAAGGAUAAAUUUGUGGAGGAACUGAAGCUAAUCGUUACCCAAGCCCAGGAGAUCCUGCGCACCGUUCCAGCUGUGGGAAGAAGUGAAUUCACCUCAACAGAAUUCGGCAGCCAAGCAGGGUCAUCUGAACAUGCUCAGAUAGCUAUCCAAGCCUCUGCUCAGUCAGGAGGAGAGUCAGUCCUGCAGUCCUCACCAGUUGGUCGAUGGAGAUUUUUCAUUAACCAAACAAUUAGAAAUCGAGAAGCUCAGUCUCCAGUUACUAAAGUUCCUCAACAAGCUACAGGUGCGUGUGUGCAUAAUCUCAUUCCAGACAUGGAUACAUUUGUUGGGCUUGAAGCUGUCAGACAUUUUUUGGAUCUUUCCUCUGAUCUGGUAUCCUUGCAGAAGGACUUUCUGAUGGAACUCUUGGAGUAUACGGCAGAUCAUAACUAUUUCUGGUUUGAUCAUAACUACUAUAAACAGAUUCGUGGAGUCGCCAUGGGCGCUAAACAUGCGCCAAGUCUGGCUAAUCUGUUCAUGGCCAAAUGGGAGGAGGACGUCAUUUAUGGUGAUACCCAUCCUCACAUUAAGUUGUGGGCCAGGAAUUCUUUUAUUCCUAAGGGAAGCUGUCAUCAUGAUAAUUGGCUAAAUUCAGUUCCAAAGAGCCAGUUUGUAAGGAUGAGGAGGAAUUGCUCUACCCUGAAGGACUAUGAAAUACAGGCUGGCAUCCUUAAGGAUAGACUGUUGGAGAAGGGUUAUGACCCCGAAGCUUUGGAGAGUACCUAUAAUGAGGUGGCCGCAAUUGAAAGGAAGACUUUGCUUAUAUUUCUACGUUUAAAUUAUUUUUUUAUUUUCAUUUUUCUGCAGGUUGUUAGUGUCCCACAACAAGAGCAACGCGCUACUAAUGAACCUGCCAGUGUCCCACCCACAUCCCUGCAAACACAGAGCCCCAUCCCUUUCGAAGAGACGGGAUCUGUUGGUACCAAAGCUGAGGAGACGCCGCAGUCGGCUAGCACGGUCUUUGAGACCGAUAACUCUUCUCUAACUCCUGACGGGGAGCUAGAAGAGACCUCUGCAACUGGCAGCAGUGCUCAGUCUAGGCCGACAAUGUGGAUGGAUGGCAAGACGGAGAGUAACUUUCCAAAGCAGCCAAGUAGCGAUUCUGAAAUGUCUGCAGCUCCAAGCAAAGACCAGGACCGAGAGGCUGGAGAAAACUCUAAUGGGGACAAGGUGUUUACCCCAAAGCAAAAUGCCCAGCUCUACUCUCCGUCAUCUCCCAUGAGCAGCGAUGAUGAGUCUGAACUAGAAGAUGAGGAGCUGAAGGUGGAGCUGCACAAAUUGCGAGAGAAGCACAUUCAAGAGGUUGUAACUUUACAGGCCCAGCAGAACCGAGAACUCCAGGAAGUAUACAUCCGCUUACGUUCUUUAAGAGAGAACAAAGGGCAGGUCUCCGAUGCUUCCUCCCAGCAAAUGUCCCCACGUCGUCCCAGGUCACUGAAAAGCAAGCAGCGGAGCAGGACCCAUUCUUUCACACACAUGGACAAUGGCAUUUUACAUUCAGACCAGCAGUGCAUAGAGAACAAUUCUGAUGCUGGUCAGCAGUCUGUUACGGAGAAGAAGAGCAUGUUCACAGAUGAAUUGCACAAAUUAGUGGAUGACUGGGCCAAGGAGAAUGCAGGCAACUCCCUUCAAAAACCCAGUCUAAAUCAGAUCAAACAGAACCAGAACCGCUCGGAGCCAGACAGCUGGAAUCGGGUUCAUGAGAAUUCAUCACCUGCCCCUGGCUUCACAUCGACCUGGAUGCCCACGAUAUCUCAGAUCCACGGGAAUGUUCCUGCUGCUAUUUCUCCAUCUCUUGGACUCCCCAACUUUCCCACAGGAGGAAUUCAACCAUACCCCUGCCAGUUCAAUGCAAUCGGCAGCACUGGCUACUCAGUACAGUGGCCCAAUCAGACGCCAGGCCUUCCUGCACAGCAUCUUGCUGCAUACCAACCUGGAAUUGGGAUGCAAGCAUUUCCCUCUAAUACACCCCAGAAAGCUGCUACAAUACCAACAUCCCCCAAAUGAAUCCCACGAAAGACUUUGGACUGUUCUCUGGGAUUCAUACCCACCAUGCACCCAUGCUCCCUUGGUUUAGUGGUUUUUAGCCUACCUGAUUGAGGAAUGGCUGUAAAGCAGAGGGGGUAUGCUGUAAUUUUCUCCUCUGUCUUGGGGAUGUUUUCUUUUUUUUCUUUUUUCCAGUAAGUGCUGUGUUGUGUGAUUUGGAUUUAUAAGUAGCCAAUCUGCUACGUCUAGUCACUCUACAAUGUUGUUCACUUUUUACAUUUGUUGUGGAUGAAAAAAUUCCUGGUGCCAUACUGGUUUAUGAAUGUUUUCCAGCCUAAAACAGAAGCUGCAGCCAAUCCAGUUAUUGGGUGAAAUGUUAAAGGGGGAUAAUUCACGUGACUGCGUUCUCCAAACAGCACCCCCUCCCCCCGGCCUUUUGUACAGGGUUGCAUACAGCACAACCGUAUCUUGUCUUUUUACUGGAAAAUUUCAUUAUGGCUUCACAGUCUUUUAUUCCUGUGUUUUGGUAAUUGGUGCAAAAAAAGUUUUCCCCAGACACCUAUUUUCUGUUCUUCGUCAUUUUGUAAGAUAGAAAGUUUGCUGAUGGUACACGAUUAUGCCUUUUUUUUUUUUUUUUUUUUUUUAUUAUUCCACAAAGAGAACAUGACUCCAUUGUGGACUGUUCUAAAGCAGUGAUAUCUUUUCACCAGCUAAAAGAAAAAAAUGUGAAUGGUUUAUGCUGUUGUACGACUUUGUUUAGUGGCCUCUUCCACAAUGGUUAACAAACAAAAAAAAACAAAACUGGCUGUUUAUAUGCUUUAUUUUUUAUUUUUUUUCAUUGCCUUUUCACCAGUGACUUGGGUUUUGCUGUCCCUGAAAAUGGGGGGGCUGUUUUGAUUUGAUCAGCUCUUUGUAAGGCCUUGCUUUGUUGUACAAUUUUUACGACUUCUCCAGCUUGCAUGUGCUACCCCCCCAGUACCUGUAAAAACAAAGAGGCCUUUUAGUUUUUCUGUCUUUAGCACAACUGCUGCUUCUGCUUUGCCUGCAGACUUCUUGCUGUGCCUUUUUGGGGGAUAUUUUUGCCAUCUCUGAAUAAAUAACCUGUCAGAUUGUCUUUCUGUGCUUAGACACAGUGUAUGGGCUAAGGCAAUUUUACUUUAGCUAAUUGUAGUUAAUUUUUUUUUUUUUUUUUAUACUUGAAUUUUUUUUCUUUUUCUUCCCUUGUUUGACCCUUUUCUGCUUGUAUUCUUUUAAAUGAGGGCUAUUGUCAAUAUACACACAACUCUAUUACACAGAAUGCCAACUCUUAUGAAACCUGUCCUUUUUAAUUAACAUUUUUUUUAAAGCGACUCUCGCUCGAAAAUAUGUGUCCAAUAGAUGGCUGCCUGCAAAGAAGACAUGUUCAACUCGCCUGCGUCCAACCGGCUAAAGAACCUUUGUGUUUAUUUCCAGCCUGAAUCUAACUAGUCUUAAAGAUGUCCUCUUCUCCCUCCUAACACCUAUCCUGACCAACUUGUGUAAAAAAAAAAUGCAUAUACUUGCCUAUUCUCAGUCCGGUCUGGUCACAUGAUCACCUAUGUCAGCCAAUAGCGACCACAAGGGAGAGGAGAAAGCACGCUCAACAGUGGCUGGAAGCAGUGACUUCACCCAUAGGCUCCCAGCUCCCUUCUCUUUCCUGGUGCAGCCACUGGCUGAGACAGAGGAGCUGGAUCAUGUGACUGGAACAGGCUUUUUUUUUUUUUACACAGGUUAGUUAGCAUAGGUGUUCGGAAUGGGUGAGGCACAUUAAGACUGGUUUAGGUUCACUUUAAGAAUUUGACACUUCCUGGAGUGUCAAAUUCCUGUUUCCCCUUUGCCCGUCACAGUAGUGAUUUAGGGGCCAGUGGUUUGAACCACUGAGUGCAGCGGUGGACUAGGAAAUGAUCAGACCUUCUUCCAGUUUUUAAUCUCCUGAGUAGCGGGUGGUUUUUAUUUGCUACUGUAGAGAUUAGGCAGCUGAAGAGAUGAGUAUUGCUUCUCUUCUUUGCAGGGAGCCCUUUAAGGUACAGAUUUAGAUUUACAACCGAGUCCCUUCAAAGCAAACCUGUCUGGUUAGAAAUACAGCUGCCAUUGAUUGUUUUGUGUUUUUUUGGGGGAUUCAAGCUGUGGUAUUGUCAUCCCGAUACACUACCUGGAAAAAGUAUUCACCUAGUGGAGUGUUGGGCUACCACACGUUAUAAACACUAGUUUCCAGGUCAGCAACUUGCCAAGUUGUGUAACCGGGGGAAAAAGAUUACAGACACCAUUGCUACUACCUUGAGAAAAAAAAAAAAACACAUCGGCAAUUACAGCUGCUAUAUUUCUAUCCCUCUACCUCCCCCUGGGUCCUAGUAAGGGUUGUAUCACAUGAGUGCUAUUCAUGCCUGGGAUUUUUCCUAAUUAAAAAGUUGCGUUCAUGGGCCAUCUCUGGUUGGAAGCUAGUGGAAACAUUCUCUGCCCUUCUGACAUGCAUUGUUGGUAAUCCAAAAAAUUUCUGGAUCGGACAUGAAAAUCUGAGGACCUUGGCCUAAUUUAAUGUGGUAGCAAGAACAGUUUUAAACAGAUAUUUGCUCAAGAUAAAGAGGACCUCCAUUCCUACGACCGAAUCCAUGUUUCUGACCUUCUGUAGUAGAACAGAUGCUUUCCCGCUGCCAGUCUAAGCUAUACCUUUAUAAGUCUUUUUCUAAAUUUUUGUUUUGGUGGACUAUGUCAUAGGAGCACCAAUGCAACGCUUAUGAUUUAAAAAAUAAUCUGGUACAUUUAUGGUAAGUUAGACAAACCAAGCAGGGAGUACUUUGUUCUUGCUAAUCAGAAAAGAAACAGAGGUCCACUUUGGAGUAAAGUGGAAAUUCCCUUUAAACUAUAUUCUCCAUGCAUAUAGCUGUGGGAAUGUCAUCCUGAUUCUUGUUUCACUACCUAUAAGAAUCCAACUGGUGGAAUGUUUGGAUACACACGUAAAUAUUUGUUCCAAGUGGGCAAUUUACAAAGUUGUGAACCACAGAAAAGGAUGGCAGCCCCCAAAGUUGGCACCUUUAAGAACAAGUUGUAGCUGCCAUAUUUCUGCCCUUCUCAGUUCCUUGUAAGGUCCCAUUCCAAUGGGUGGCAUUCGGUACAUUUUGCAGAAUUUCACUUGUGAUAGCCAUGUCUGUA